Messenger RNA from Cercocebus atys (sooty mangabey), 3269 nucleotides. It is a transcript of the gene SENP5, whose product is annotated as SUMO1/sentrin specific peptidase 5. The record is from RefSeq and is a predicted model, not a curated record. The coding region runs from base 250 to 2517 and encodes 755 amino acids. NCBI's taxonomy places the organism in Eukaryota, Metazoa, Chordata, Mammalia, Primates, Cercopithecidae. Gene Ontology annotation, cellular component: nucleus. Gene Ontology annotation, molecular function: deSUMOylase activity. The transcript is spliced from 10 exons. Gene Ontology annotation, biological process: protein desumoylation.
GCAGGCGGAAGGGCGCGGAGGAGGUGACGCGAUAGGCCGGCGCCGGCGUCGCGGCAGCCGCUUCAGAGGAAGCUCGGCGGCUGUGGCCGCGGCGAGCAGGCCGGACGCCUCUUCGCUGGCGGGGCUUCCCCUGGAGCUGACGAAGGCGGGGCCCGCGGUCCAGGCUGCUGCCGCGUCGGGGCCGGUGGCGGGGCAGCUGCCAGGAACGAGGGUCGCAGCUGCAUCCAGAUCUCAUUAUGCAUCAGGAAAAUGAAAAAACAGAGGAAAAUUCUAUGGAGGAAAGGAAUCCACUUAGCCUUUUCUGAGAAAUGGAACACUGGGUUUGGAGGCUUUAAGAAGUUUUAUUUUCACCAACACUUGUGCAUUCUGAAAGCUAAGCUGGGAAGGCCAAUUACUAGGAAUAGACAGUUGAGACAUUUCCAGGGUGGAAAGAAAGCCCUUCAGAUCCAGAAAACAUGGGUCAAGGAUGAACCCCCUUGUGCUAAGACCAAGUUCAGUGUGGAUACUCCACAUGCUAGCACUCUGUCCUCUCCAGUGAAAAGAAAGGACACUAAACACUUCGUUUCCUCCUCAAGGACUCUCCUGAGACUCCAAGCAGAGAAGUUGUUGUCAUCAGCAAAGAAUUCUGACCAUGAAUACUGCAGAGAGAAAAAUCUCUUGAAGACAGUUACUGACUUUCCAUCCAAUAGUGCUUUAGGUCAGGCCAAUGGUCACAGACCUAGGACAGACCCACAGGCUUCUGACUUUCCCAUGAAGUUCAAUGGGGAGAGCCAAAGUCCAGGGGAGAGUGGCGCGAUUGUGGUCACCUUGAGCAACCACAAGAGAAAGGGCUUUUGUUACGGCUGCUGCCAAGGGCCGGAGCACCACAGGAAUGGGGGACCCUUGAUUCCAAAGCAGUUCCAACUUAACCGACAUAGAAGAAUCAAAUUAUCUCCUCUUAUGAUGUAUGAGAAAUUAUCCAUGAUUAGAUUUCGGUACAGGAUUCUCAGAUCCCAGCACUUCAGAACCAAAAGCAAAGUUUGCAAGCUAAGAAAAGCCCAGCGAAGCUGGGUACAGAAGGUCACUGGGGACCAUCAAGAGACCCUUAGGGAGAACGGUGAGGGUGGCAGUGGCAGCCCAUUUCCUUCCCCAGAACCUAAAGACCCUUCUUGUCGGCAUCAGCCGUACUUUCCAGAUAUGGACAGCAAUGCUGUGGUGAAGGGGACGAACUCUCAUGUGCCUGAUGGCCACACUAAAGGAAGCCCUUUCUUGGGCAAAGAGCUUAGUUUAGACGAAGCAUUCCCUGACCAACAGAAUGGCAGUGCCACACACGCCUGGGACCAGUCAUCUUGUGCUUCUCCUAAGUGGGAGUGUACAGAGCUGAUUCAUGACAUCCCCUUACCAGAACAUCAUUCUAAUACCAUGUUCGUUUCAGAAACUGAAAAAGAAAUUAUGACUCUGGGUCAGGAAAAUCGGACAAGUUCUCUUAGUGAUGACGGAGUAAAACUGUCCGUGUCUGGAGCAGAUACAUCUGUGAGUAGUGUAGAUGGGCCUGUGUCCCAAAAGGCUGUUCACAGUGAGAACUCAUACCAGAUGGAGGAGGAUGGAUCUCUCAAGCAGAACAUUCUUAGUUCUGAGUUGCUGGACCACCCUUACUGUAAAAGUCCACUGGAGGCUCCCCUGGUGUGCAGUGGACUCAAACUAGAAAAUCAAGUAGGAGGUGGAAAGGACAGUCAGAAAGCCUCUCCAGUGGAUGAUGAACAGCUGUCAGUCUGUCUGUCUGGAUUCCUAGAUGAGGUUAUGAAGAAGUAUGGCAGUUUGGUUCCACUCAGUGAAAAAGAAGUCCUUGGAAGAUUAAAAGAUGUGUUUAAUGAAGACUUUUCUAAUAGAAAACCAUUUAUCAAUAGAGAAAUAACAAACUAUCGGGCCAGACAUCAAAAAUGUAACUUCCGUAUCUUCUAUAAUAAACACAUGCUGGAUAUGGACGACCUGGCGACUCUGGAUGGUCAGAACUGGCUGAAUGACCAGGUCAUUAAUAUGUAUGGUGAGCUGAUAAUGGAUGCGGUCCCAGACAAAGUUCACUUCUUCAACAGCUUUUUUCAUAGACAGCUGGUAACCAAAGGAUAUAAUGGAGUAAAAAGAUGGACUAAAAAGGUGGAUUUGUUUAAAAAGAGCCUUCUGUUGAUUCCUAUUCACCUGGAAGUCCACUGGUCUCUCAUUACUGUGACACUCUCUAAUCGAAUUAUUUCAUUUUAUGAUUCCCAAGGCAUUCAUUUUAAGUUUUGUGUAGAGAAUAUAAGAAAGUAUUUGCUGACUGAAGCCAGAGAAAAAAAUAGACCUGAAUUUCUUCAGGGUUGGCAGACUGCUGUUACGAAGUGUAUUCCACAACAGAAAAAUGACAGUGACUGUGGAGUCUUUGUGCUCCAGUACUGCAAGUGCCUCGCCUUAGAGCAGCCUUUCCAGUUCUCACAAGAAGACAUGCCCCGAGUGCGGAAGAGGAUUUACAAGGAGCUGUGUGAGUGCCGGCUUAUGGACUGAAACUCCGCAGGGACCCUGGGAAGUCUGACCAAGUUGGAGCAGAUGGUUUGUUACUUGAAUCUCCAAACACUUAGUUGAAUUUUUACAGAUAUUUCAGAUCAGUGGUGUUGGGCCACUAUUGUUACCUCAAAUUUAUUUUUUGCCCUUAUUCAUUUCUCCAGCUACCAUGUACUAUUGUUUAAUGUUCAGUUUGGUUUCAUUUUUAAUUUUAUGGUUCUGUGCGUCCCCCAUAUUUAAUAUUUAUUAUUCAAACGCAUGCAUAUAGACAGAGCAUGCAGUGAAGAGUAUUAAAAAAAAAAGCUUAGUAGAUUUGGUGCAGCUUUUGAAACUUAGUUAGACGUGAACUGAAUACAGGUUUCAGAUUUACUCCCAGAACCUAAAAUGCAAGAUGUUUUUGAUACAGCAUACGCUGAGAAUAGUAAGUGUUCCCUGGGGCAUUAAGGGUAGCUGGGGGUGGUUUUGACAAAUCCAGUCCUGUUUUGCUUUACCAGCGGCACCUUUCACCACCUUCCCUCUCCACGUGAGUCUCAGAGAGUGCGGGCCAUUCCUUUAGAAGGUGAGAUGAAAGUGGCUGUAAACUGACUGGUGUCUUCUGUUUCUGGAGGCACACUUGUAAGCACAGUGGCUGCUCUGGGAAGAGUAAGUGUGAGAAAAAGACAGCAACCUUGGAGGCCAGUAACAAUGACAGAUUUCAAUUGUGGUUUCAAGAAUUAUAAUACGUGGCGUAUAUCUCAUAAAGGCUUUUGCUGAAA